GACCAUUUGAGUUGGAGGCUUCUCACGGUGAGGUGUGGUGUGGGUGGCUCUCUCGGAUCUCCCGUGCUUUCCAGCUAUCACAUGAACUAAUCUUUUCUAAGGGUUAUUGUCCCGACGUUCGAAUUUCACAUUCAAAAUAAUUUAGGCCUAAAUGACUAGAGUGAUUACUAUGCAGGCUCAUAUACCCGUGUAUACUACAGUUUAACUGUAAGAUGUGCUGCGAGUAAUCGGAAUUGUUAGUGUGAUUGUAAGUGAACUGAUCGCUCCAGGAGCUUAAUUCAUUGAUAGCACGUGCGCUAGGCUGUAUUGGAACGCGCGUGUUUCAGCCAGCAAACAAUCGAUCGCGCUAUGGAGACUCUAGCUUGCGCAGGCAUUGCCCUGCCCACCACGAGAAGAACACUUCGGGUGGUCGGGGAGCUGUGGACGGGCCGACGCGGGGACGACAAUCGCCAAGGCGGCGAGUGCUGGGACGUCUGCUUCGCCCCCGACGAGUCGCGUCUCGCCUGGUCGGCAGGAUACAGACAAGUGGUUCUCAUACCCUGGCACCGGUACAAGAACUGUUUAUCGUGGCAAGAAGAAAACAACGAAUACUCUGGCGACAGUCGCUUGUCACCUCCCGAGCAAGUGCGUCUUGACACCAACUUCCUUGUGACGAGCAUGUCGUUCGGCACGAGCACUCCACAGCAGGAGCUUGAAGCCUCCACCAGGAGGGCGUACUACACUAGAGUCACCUGCACCAGGCACCUCAUGCUCGCGACCGGCCACAACAAAGGGCGCAUCAGGAUAUGGGAUCCACACACUGGAAGCCUGAUGCUGGACCUCACCGACCACACCAAGGCUGUGACAUGCUUGGCUUUUGCGCCCGACGGCAGCUUGCGGCUCGCCUCAGGCUCUGAGGACGGUACCGUCAAGGUAUGGGACAUGACAGACGACGGCAACAUGUUCAAGACUCUGCGCGACCAUAAGCGUCCUGUUAGAAACCUCGCCUGGUCUCCCAACUCCAGUCUGCUCUGCACCACAGGCGACAAACAGAAGGCGCUGCUAUGGAGCACCGUGGACUACACGCUGCUGUGCCGCCUCUGUGGCCACUACAACGACGUCCUGUCCUGUAGCUUCUCUCCUGAUGGCGCCACAGUGGCGACCGCGUCCUCUGACACCAGGGUGCUGGUGUGGGACACGUGUACGGGUGAGUGGGACACCAGGGUGCUGGUGUGGGACACGUGUACGGGUGAGUGGGGUAGCAGGGUGCUGGUGUGGGACACGUGUACGGGUGAGUGGGGCACCAGGGUGCUGGUGUGGGACACGUGUACGGGUGAGUGGGGGUACUGGCGGCUGAGCAGCGGCGAAGAGAGCGUGGAGAGCGCCAGGAGCUCAGAGGAGGGCGACGCGAUGCUCACAUGCGCCUUCUCCCCACUGGGCGGCACGCUCGCUGUGGGACACUCGUCGGGUUCGGUUGUGCUGUUCUCGGCACCGGCACAGGUGCCAUCGCUGCUGCACUUGGCGCGUAUGGCGCUGAGACGUUCUUAUGGAGACGUCGUCUCCAACAGAUCCUUCCUGCUACCUUAUUCUCUUAAGCCUUACCUUCAAUAUAAACACUGGUGAAGAUGCUGCUGUAGUAUUAACUCCAAUAAACGAAAGGGUUUCUGUGAAUGAAGAUGUAAACGCUAGUCUCACUUUCCGGCACCGCAACUUGAGUAUAGAAUAGAAGUGUCGGCGCUGAAGAAAUAGGCCCAUGGCCUGUUGUACAAACACAAGCGAAAUGUCAACAAGUAUUCCAGUAGUAGAACCCUUCUCAGUGCCAAUGCUCGUCUGUAGUCAAAUGCAGUGUCGUGUUUCCGACGGUAUUCCUCCUGACUGUCGUGAGCUCGUGGUACCUGAUAGCAGGUCUUAUUGUUAUGCAAGCUAGACACUUAUAAUGUUCAUGUCGAGCUGACGUACGGCGCAUUAUGCCUGCGACCUUAGGGUACGCACACAGUGGAAGCAGGGUUGCCCGCGCGGGCAACCUGCU
This is a messenger RNA of Hyalella azteca, 2008 nucleotides long. Its product is annotated as WD repeat and SOCS box-containing protein 1. Gene Ontology annotation, biological process: intracellular signal transduction. The transcript has 8 exons. The record is from RefSeq and is a predicted model, not a curated record. Bases 349 to 1602 code for a protein of 417 amino acids. Gene Ontology annotation, molecular function: protein binding. NCBI's taxonomy places the organism in Eukaryota, Metazoa, Arthropoda, Malacostraca, Amphipoda, Hyalellidae.